AUGGAUCGCGGCAGUCUCCAAAUCGUUCUAUUCGCUUUACUGAGUGUUUUGCUUAUCAGCGGCUGUCAAAGUGGAAAUAUACUCGGAGUAUUUACGAGUCUAAGUCCUUCGCAUUUAAUUAUACACAUGUCGAUGGCAAAAGUUUUGGCUGAGAAUGGUCAUAAUGUGACCGUAGUUACGGUUCUGAAACCUUCUGUCAAUCACAAGGACAUCACUGUAGUGCAGGUUCCCUUGAGCGAAGAGGAUAACAAAAAAAUGAGUGCAAUGAUAGCUCAAUUUGCCAGCCAAGACCAUAGCAAUAUGUUUAUUUCCAUGUUUCGAUCAUUGCGUCGUUUGCAAUUCAUGAUGGUACAAAUGCGAGCUAUUAUGAAAGAUCAGCGUGUCAAGGAUCUCUAUGAGAACAAGGACAACAAAUUUGAUCUAGUUAUAUUGGGAUACUUCCUCAACACAUAUCAAUUGGGAAUUGCACACAAAUUAAAAGCUCCCGUUGUUAUAGCUGCCACCAUGCCGCCCAAUGAAUUGUUUAAAGGCGUUGUUGGCAAUCCCUCAGCAGCUUCCUUCGUUCCGGCAAUGAAUAUGGCAGUCGAAAGAGGUGAAACUAUGACAUUUGUACAACGAAUUCAAAACUUUCUUACAAACAUUGUCAUCGAAGUAUUUUUAGGAAUUCUGGAGAACAAUAAUGCGAACACAUACAAAGAGAUAUAUGGCGAUGAUCCCACAAUGCCAGCAUUUGGAGAGUUAGGCAAGAAUGUAUCGCUCACUUUCUUCAUCUCUUAUGCACUUAGCGAAGGACCCAUAAGACCCAAUGUUCCAUCAGUUAUUGAAGUGGGUGGCAUUCAGAUUAAAGACAAACCGAAUCCAUUACCUAAACAAAUUGCAGAAUUCCUCAGUAAAGCUGACAAUGGUGCCAUUCUCCUCUCCUUGGGAUCUAAUGUAAAAAGCUCAUAUCUAAAAUCUGACACAAACAACAAAAUAUUCAAUGUGUUGUCGAAGCUGAAACAACGUAUAAUUUGGAAAUGGGAAGACCUCGAUAAUACUCCCGGCAAAUCGGAGAAUAUUUUAUACUCGAAGUGGCUGCCUCAGGAUGAUAUUUUGGCUCAUCCAAACAUUACACUCUUUAUCACACAUGCGGGAAAAGGAGGCAUAACAGAGGCGCAGUAUCAUGGAAAACCAAUGUUAGCGCUUCCUAUUUUUGGUGAUCAGCCUAGCAAUGCUUUGAAAAUGGUGAAAGAUGGAUUUGGUCUCAGUUUGAGUCUGCUGACUCUUGAGGAAGAGCCCUUCAAAGAGAGUCUGACUGAACUCCUGGAGAAUCCUCAGUAUAAACAUAAAGUAAAGACUUUCUCCGCUUUAUAUAGGGACAGACCUAUAUCUGCUCGAGAAAGUGUUCUUUACUGGUGCGAGUAUGUAAUGCGUCAUCAUGGAGCCCCUCAUCUUCAGAGUCCGUUGCUGAAAAUGAAUUACAUAGAGGCCAACAACUUGGAUGUUCUCGCACUGUUUGUGACGAUAAUAAUAGUUGUUAUCUACAUUAGCAAAUUUGUGUUGACUGCGAUAGUUAGGAAGCUCAAGGGGAAACCGAAAAAUACUGAUAAAACAAAAAAACACUAG
This is a messenger RNA of Drosophila nasuta, 1605 nucleotides long. RefSeq names its product UDP-glycosyltransferase UGT5-like. The record is from RefSeq and is a predicted model, not a curated record. NCBI's taxonomy places the organism in Eukaryota, Metazoa, Arthropoda, Insecta, Diptera, Drosophilidae. The transcript has 2 exons. Bases 1 to 1605 code for a protein of 534 amino acids. Gene Ontology annotation, molecular function: UDP-glycosyltransferase activity.